GAGAGACACACAGAGGACCUGCGCUGAGGCCUUCAUCAUCACAUAGGUUUUUUUUUUCAUUAUUUUUACCCAUUUGGGACACACAUCUGCCUGCUACUGCUGACUUUUACAAUAAACUGUCAGGCAUCUGGCUGCAGAUAUGGCUGGCUGUCUGCAAAGUUUCUCACUUUGUAAAAAGUGGGAACUUUUAAGAUGCCUUUUUGUGACUUUUGCUCUCAGCCUCUGUUUUGAAUCAGUAGAUGCAGAGCCUUUUGACCCAGCUCACCUAUAUCACCAAAGAUCUGGACCUAAUGAAGACAACAUCAUUAUCGCUAACAAUGGGAUCAGGGUGCCUUUUGGAAGGUCUGUAUUUUUGGACCCUUUGAAUGACCUGGUAACAGAAGUGCAGCCUGGCGACCGCUGCCACAUCACUGUUUUGGACAAUGACCCACUGGCCCAGAAACCCGGCAUGCUGACCCCUAAAAAGUUCCCCUGUGCGUUUGGACCAGAUGAAGUGAAAUACACUCAUUUUGGAUCUCGGAGCCCGAGCAAAGACCGCGUGAAGCUGCAGCUCCGCUACGACUCCCAGACUGACACAGUUAUUGUCCCUUUUAUGCUGGAAGUGGAGGUGGUUUUCCAGCAGCUUGAGAUCCUCACCAGGAAUAUGCCCCUUAAUGUUGAGAAGCUCAGUGGUGACAGCAGCCCUAUUGACAAAAAGGCUCUGGAGUUCUCCUUUGAGGAUGGUGUCACACAGUGUAAGAUUACCACUCUGGUCGGCGCUGGAGGUCUCCCCAGGUACGGCACCCUUUUGAAUAAUCCCUCCAAUGGCCAAAUGAUUGACUGUGAUGAGUUUGUGCAACAGGGCAUCCGCUACAAGCAUACAGCUAAAACCAAGUCGCCAAACAGAGACUAUAUUCCAAUGAUGGUAGAGCUGCAGGAUAACGAAGGCAACACAAUAAUGCAAGAAUAUUUCCAAAUGAUGGUUAGAAUCAGAGAAGGUGCAGAAAACACAGCUCCUAAACCCAGCUUUGUAGCCAUGAUGAUGAUGGAGGUUGAUCAGUUUGUGAUGACAGCUAUAACAAGUGACAUGCUUGCUGCUGAAGACGUUGAAAGUGAUGCAGAUGAUUUGAUUUUCAAUAUUACUUCCCCUCUAAGCCAUGAGCAGGGUUAUAUCAUCAGCACCGAUGAUCAGAACUUGCCCAUCACCUCUUUUUAUCAAAGAGACAUCCGAGAUCUCAAAAUAGCUUACAAGCCACCCUCAGAGGACUCAGAAGUAGAGAGGAUAUUCCAACUAGAGUUAGAAGUUGUAGACACUGAUGGCGCUGUGUCUGAUACCUUUGCUUUUAUGAUUGUGGUGAAGCCGAUGAAUACCCUGGCUCCAGUUGCGACCAAAAAUACAGGGCAGCUAUUGUUUGAAGGGCAGUCCAGAGCUCUUUCCAGCUCACAGAAUUUAGAGAUUAGUGAUGAGGACAACCUUGAGGAUGUCAGAAUAACUGUGGUUGAUGGUUUAAAGCAUGGAGACCUGACCGUGCUUGGCACCCGCAGGAAAUUCUUUACACCCGCCGAUCUCGACGCUGGUAUUGUGGUGUACCAGCACGAUGGCAGUGAUACCUAUAGUGACAACAUUAUUUUUAGAAUGACUGACGGAAGUAAUGAAGUGGAGUUUUUGUUCCCCAUAACUAUUGCUCCCACUGAUGAUGAGCCACCGAUUAUCAAUGCAAACACUGGCCUGGUGCUUUUCAAGAGUGAAGUAAUGCAGAUCUCCCCCUUCAUCCUGAGUGCCACAGAUAUUGAUUCAGAAGACUCCACCAUUAAAUUUAUCCUGGAAGCUCCUUACUCCACAGUAGGUGAGCUCUUGCUGAGACAAGUGGAGCCUCCAUCUGACCCAUCUCUGUGGAAGUUCAGUGAGGCAGAUGAGAUGUUCGAGCAGGUGGUGACUGAGUGGUUCCAGCAGGAUAUUCUUGAUGGAAAGCUGUUCUACCGUCACAUUGGGCCGCAUAGCACAACCACUGUAAUCGAUCAUUUUGUUUUCCGGGUUCAGGAUGACAAUGACCCUCCUAAUCCAUCAGGGGAACACAUGUUUACUAUCAAAAUACAUCCCGUCGAUGACCUUCCCCCAGAGCUUCUUCCUGGUACCACCCUUCACAUGACUGUUCAAGAGUACGAACUGACACACUUUAAGAAGAAAUUCCUGUGCUAUACUGAUUUGGAUUCAGAUGAUAGGGACUUGAAGUACACCAUCAUUAAGUCUCCAACUGACACUGAUGAGAACAACCCAGCCCCCUUGGGUGAUAUUGUCCUGACUGACAGCCCUGACACUAUAAUUACUGAGUUCACACAGGCCCAGGUUAAUCACCAUAAAGUAGCCUACAAGCCACCAGACCAAGAGCUAGGCAUUACACCUAAAGUGGCUCAGUUCACUUUUAUUGUGGAAGACACUGCUGGUAACACGGUGGAUGGACUUUUUACCAUUUUCCUACAGCCAGUUGACAACAAACCACCAAUUAUCACUAACACAGGGUUCACUGUAAUGGAAAGCAGCACAUACAUCAUCACCAGGAAAGAGCUCCAUGCCACUGACACAGAUACAGAGGAUGAAAAUAUCGUCUUCACCCUGACCCAGAUUCCUGUGUACGGGCAGCUGCAGUACGUGGGGAUCGACAUGGCAAACGGUGAAACAUUUUUACUGGAAGACAUUGCAAAUGGGCGCAUAGCUUAUACCCACAGUGGAGAGGAAUCCCUGAGUGAUGCCAUUAAGCUUGAUGUCAGCGAUGGUUUCCAUGAGGUUCCCAUCACCAUUAAGAUUACCAUCGAUCCAAUUGAUGAUGAGAUUCCCACAAUUAUGCUCCCAGAGGGUCUACUUGGAGCAUCCAUUGAUGUGCUGGAAAAUGGUGCAACAGAGAUCACAAGUAAUGUCAUUCAGGGCCGUGAUGAAGACACAGAUGACCUUAUGCUCACUUUUAUUGUUGAAGACCCGCCAAAGCUCGGUGAAAUCCUGGUUCAUGGUGCUCCAGCUGAGCGAUUCACCCAGGCAGACAUCAUUAAUGGGGCAGUUGUGUACGCUCACACUUCAGGUGAAAUUGGACCCAUCAAAGAGCACGACUCUUUCAACCUCACCUUGUCUGAUUUGUCAGAUCAGUGGGUUGUUGGUGGAAACAAGGUUCAAGGGGUGACAGUUCAUGUCACCAUCCUUCCUGUUGAUAGCAUUCCACCUAUUGUCAUUGUUGGAGAGCAGUUUGUAGUAGUGGAAGGGGAGAAGAAUGUCAUUACCCCAAGCCACAUCCAAGCUGAAGAUAUAGACACUGAUGAUGAUGAUCUUCUGUGCACUAUCAUCGUCCAGCCAACAUCUGGUUACGUGGAGAACAUCUCCCCUGCAGCAGGUUCUGAGAAAUCCAGGGCCGGGACAGCAAUCACUGCUUUUAGCAUUAAAGAUGUUAAUCUUGGUCACAUUUACUAUGUACAAAGCAUCCACAAAGGGGUUGAACCUGUGGAGGAUCGCUUUACCUUCCGCUGUUCAGAUGGUAUUAACUUCUCUGAACGCCACUUCUUCCCUAUAGUCAUCAUUCCAGCCAAUGAUGAGAAACCUGAGAUUUUCAUCCGUGAGUUUGUGGUAAUGGAGGGCAUGAGUCUUGUCAUUGACACACCUAUUCUUAACGCAGCUGAUGCUGACAUCCCUGGGGACGAGCUGCACUUUGAGAUCAUCAAAAAUCCUAAACAUGGUUCAAUAGUUCAGCAGCUCAGCACUGGCACCAUCCCUGUGGAAAUUUUUGAUCUGGAACAAAUCAAAGAGGCCUCUAAUAUAGUUUAUGAACACGAUGACUCAGAGACCAAAGAGGACAGCUUUGAAAUCAGACUCUCAGAUGGUAAACACAAAGUUGAAAAAACUGUUCUUAUCAUGGUUAUUCCUGUUGAUGAUGAGACACCAAGAAUGGCUAUCAAUGAUGGUCUUGAUGUUGAGAUUGGAGAGACAAAAGUCAUCAGCAACAAGGUUCUGAAAGCAACAGAUCUUGACUCUGAAGACAAGGAGCUGACCUAUGUUGUUCGCUAUGGCCCAGGGCAAGGCUACCUUCAGCGUAUCAACAAGUUUGGCAAAGUUUUGGGCAACAUCACCCUUGGAAUGAACUUCACACAGGAUGAAAUUGACAACCAGCUAAUUCAGUAUGUACACACUGGCCAGGAGGGAAUUCGAGACCUGCUUAAGUUUGAUGUCACAGAUGGAAUCAAUCCACUUAUUGAUCGUUACUUUUACAUCAACAUUGGAAGCAUUGACAUGGUCUUUCCAGAUGUUAUCAACAAAGGUGUAACUUUAAAAGAAGGAGGGAAAGUAACUCUUACCACUGACCUGCUCAGCACCACUGACAUUAACAGUCCUGAUGAAUACCUCAGCUUUAGCAUAACAAGAGCUCCUAGUAGAGGACACUUGGAGAGCACUGACCAACCAGGUGUUCCCAUUUCCACCUUCACCCAACUACAGCUUGCUGGCAACAAGAUUUACUACAUCCAUACCUCAGAUGAUGAGAUGAAAAUGGACAGUUUUGAGUUUGAGGUGACGGAUGGCUUUAAUCCUGUCUUCCGUACGUUCAGAGUGUCCAUCACUGACGUAGACAAUAAAAAACCUGUCUUGACUAUAAACAAACUUCUUGUAGAUGAGGGAGAAACCAAGCUCAUCACACCAUUUGAGUUGACAGCUGAAGAUCGAGACACCCCAGAUAACUUGUUGCGAUUCAUAGUCACCCAGGUGCCAGUGCAUGGGCAGCUGCUUUUCAACAAUACCAAGCCAAUCACCACCUUUACCAAGCAGGACCUAAACGAGAAUCUAAUCAGCUACAAGCAUGAUGGUACUGAAUCAAAUGAGGACAGCUUCUCCUUCACUGUCACAGAUGGCACUCACCUUGACUUCUACAUAUUUCCUGACACUGUGUAUGAGACACGCAAGCCCCAGAUGAUGACAAUCCACAUCAACACUGUGGACAAUGGUGUGCCCCAGAUUGUGGUGAACAAAGCUGCUGCCUCCCUCAAGGUUCUCCCAACAGGUCACCUUGGCUUCCUGAUCACCAGCAAGUCCCUUCGGUCAGAGGACCGUGACAGUGCCCAGAAGGUGCUGAAGUACACGGUGUCAGAGGCUCCUCUGCAUGGCUUCAUCAUGAACUUAGCCCUGGGCAAUGACAGCGUCAAGACCUUCACACAAGCUGAUAUUGAUGACAUGAAGAUCUGUUACGUGCUUUUGGAUGGGAGCAAUGCCACGAGUGAUAUCUUCUACUUCACGAUUGAAGACAAUGGUGGAAACAAACUGAAGCCACAGCCAUUCAGACUCAACUGGGCCUGGAUCUCUCUGGAGAGGGAAUACUAUUUAGUGGAUGAAGAUGCCAAAUUCCUAGAGGUGAUACUCAAACGCAGAGGAUACCUGGGGGAAACCUCCUUUGUCAGUAUUGCUACUAAGGAUGGAACAGCCGAGAAGGAUAAAGACUUCCGGGGUAAAGCACAGAAGCAGGUCCAGUUCAAUCCCGGUCAGACUACGGCAACCUGGAAGGUUAAGAUCUUCACAGACCAGGAGUUUGAGACCUCAGAGACCUUUGAGAUUCAGCUGUCAGACCCAGUCAUGGCUGUGCUGGAGUUUCCUGACACUGCAACAGUUGAGAUAGUGGAUCCUGGAGAUGAAUCGACAGUCUUCAUUCCUCAAGCUGAGUUCAAGAUCGAGGAGGAUGUAGGAGAGCUUUUGGUGCCUGUUCGGCGAACAGGAGAUGCAAGCCAGGAACUCAUGGUUGUCUGUUACACUCAGCAAGCCACGGCCACCGGCACCAUCCCCAGCACUGUGCUGUCCUACUCUGACUACAUCACCCGACCAGAGGACCACACCAGCGUGCUGCGUUUCGACAAGGAUGAGCGAGAGAAACCCUGUCGCAUCAUUAUCAUUGACGAUUCCUUGUAUGAGGAGGAAGAGAGCUUUAAUGUCAGCCUCAGUAUGCCGAUGGGAGGAAAGGUGGGCGCCAAGUUCCCAAGUGCCAAGGUCACCAUCCUGGCAGACAGCGAUGAUGAGCCCUCUCUGUAUUUUGGAGAGCCUGAAUAUGUCGUUGAUGAAAGUGCAGGCUAUGUUGAGGUGAAGGUCUGGAGGACAGGCACAGACCUGUCCAAGACGACCACCGUCACCGUCCGCUCUAGGAAGAGCGAGCCCGUCUCUGCAGAAGCUGGAUUAGACUACGUCGGCAUCAGUCGAAACCUUGACUUUGCUCCUGGAGUGACCAUGCAGACGUUCAGAGUGACCAUCCUGGAUGAUCUGGGACAGCCAGAGUUGGAAGGGCCUGAGACUUUUGACCUGGUGUUGAGGAUGCCUAUGAAUGCUGUGCUGGGAGAACCGAGCAAGACCACCAUCACUAUCAAUGACACGGUUACUGACUUGCCAAAGGUUCAAUUCAAGGAAGGAAGCUACAAAGUAGAUGAGUCUGACGGAGAGGUGACGGCCAUAGUGUACCGCAGUGGAGAUAUUAACAUCCAGUCCACGGUGCGCUGCUACACUCGUCAAGGCUCUGCUCAGGUCAUGAUGGACUACAGUGAAAGACCCAACACUGACGCAUCAGUUAUCACUUUCCUGCCAGGUGAAACUGAGAAGCCUUGCGUGGUUAACCUGAUGGACGACUCGGUUCAUGAAGAGGAUGAGGAGUUCAGACUUGUGCUGGGAAGUCCAAAGAGCAAGUCUCCAUAUGGAGCUCUAGUAGGGGAGCAGAAGGAGGCGCUGGUUACAGUCACAGAUGAGAAAGACAAGCCCAUUAUCCGUUUCUCUGAGAUCAAGUACAGUGUGCGUGAACCUCAAGUCAAAGGAGAUAUCGCCAUACUAAAGAUUCCCAUCCUGCGUGUUGGAGAUACCUCCAAGGUCUCAGUGGUGAGAGUGCACACUAAGGAUGGAUCUGCAACCUCCGGAGAAGACUACAACCCCCUGUCAGAGGAUGUUGAGUUCAAAGAAGGCGAGAAAGAGCACUUUGUGGAGAUAGAGAUCCUGUAUGAUGGUCAGAGAGAGAUGAGAGAAGCCUUCACUGUACACAUGAAGCCUGAUGACAACAUGGUGGCUGAAAUACAGAUGAACAAAGCCAUCGUGUACAUUGAGGAGAUGGACAGCGUGGCCGAUGUCACCUUCCCAGCUGUGCCUCAGGUGGUCUCUCUGCUGAUGUAUGAUGAUACAGCUAAAACCAAAGACAAGCCAAACCCUCCCAAUGGAUACCCUGUUGUGUGUGUGACGGCUUGCAACCCCAAGUACCACGACUUUGAUAAAACCGGCUCCAUCUGUGCUGCAGAGAACAUUAACGACACUCUCACUCAGUAUCGCUGGCUCAUCAGCGCUCCAACGGGGUCAGACGGAGUGACUAGCCCCAUGAGGGAGGUGGACACUAAUACUUUCUUCACCAACACCAAGUCUAUCACUUUGGAUUCGAUCUACUUCCAGGCCGGUUCAAGAGUUCAGUGUGCAGCUAGAGCCUUCAAUGCUAAUGGAGACUCUGGCCUGGAGCUUUCUAGCCCCAUUGUGAUUGUCAGCAAGGAUGAAGGCAUGUGUCAGCCUCGCAUCCAAGGCACUGUUGGAGCUGAGCCAUUUUCUGCAAAGAUCCGCUACACUGGUCCAGAUGAUCCAGACUUCCCCAACCUCAUCAAACUGACUGUCAACAUGCCCCACAUGGAUGGCAUGCUCCCGGUGAUCUCCACAAGACCCCUGUCCAACUUUGAGCUCACCCUGAGCCCAGACGGCACACGUGUUGGCAACCAUCGCUGCUCCAACUUGCUCGACUUCAAUGAGAUCCAAACCAGCCACGGCUUCAUCACAGACGCAACAAAGAACCCUGAAAUCAUCGGAGAGACUUCACCAUACCAGUACAGCAAUAUCAUGCGCUCAGCCAACUCGCUGCGCUUCUACAGGAACCUCAACUUAGAGGCCUGUCUGUGGGAGUUCACCAGCUACUACGACAUGUCAGAGCUGCUGAAUGACUGUGGAGGCUCCAUUGGUACUGAUGGACAGGUGCUGAACCUGGUCCAGUCCUACGUCACCCUGCGUGUUCCUCUGUUUGUUUCCUACGUCUUCCACUCUCCUGUGGCUGUGGGAGGCUGGCAGCACUUCGACCUGCAAUCGGAGCUCAAACUCACUUUUGUGUAUGACACGGCCAUUCUGUGGCAGGACGGCAUCGGCAGCCCACCUGAGGCUGAGCUACAAGGAGCCAUGUACCCAACCAGUAUGCGUAUAAAUGAGGAGGGACGUCUGGUGGUUAACUUCAAGACAGAGGCUCGCUUCAGGGGACAGUUUGUCAUGUCUCAUCCAGGAACCAGCGUGUCAUCCAUGGUGAUGUGUGCCGACCACCCUGGGCUGACUUUUACUCUCUCCCUGGUCAGGACUGAGCCCACUUACAACCAGCCCAUGCAGCAGUGGAGUUUUGUCUCUGACUUUGCUGUACGAGACUACUCAGGGACGUACACAGUGAAGAUAAUCCCCUGCAUUGCAUCACCUAAUGGGGAGUUCAGCAUCCCUCCUGUGUGCCAUCCAAGAGAGCCGCUUACGUUUGACAUGGACAUUCGCUUCCAGCAGGUGAGCGACCCCGUUGCAGCUGAAUUUAGCCUCAACACUCAGAUGUUCCUGCUCUCUAAGAGGGAGUUGUGGUUGUCUGAUGGCUCCAUGGGCUUCGGAGAAGGGACUGAUGCUGCUUUCUCAGAUGGCUCCACUAUCUAUGGUCGUGUGAUGGUGGACCCAGUCCAGAACCUGGGUGACUCCUUCUCCUGCAGCAUCGAGAAAGUGUUUCUCUGCACUGGAGCUGACGGCUACGUCCCCAAGUACAACCCCACAAACAAGGAGUAUGGCUGCCUGGCAGAUUCUCCCUCUCUGCUUUACAGAUUCAAGAUCCUGGACAAAGCCCAGCCAGAGACUCAAGCUACAGCAUUUGGUGAUGUUGCCUUUAAGGCCACUCUGGCUUACGACACACCUGGUGCUCUAUCUUUGGUCAGACAACCAGGGUCAGAUGGCUUCACACUUUCCUCAUCUCCACUUUUCCAGGUGGCUGCUGGUCGAGAAUGGUUCAUCCACACUAUUUACACAGUCCGCUCCAGAGAAAACGCAAACCGCAACAUCGGAAAGCGCAGCCUGGAGUACUUGCAUCACAGUGUGUCUUCUUUUGACCAGCAUGAGAACUCCAACACGGCCAUCAGCCGCCACCGCCGUGCCGCCCCCGCAUUCUCUAGUCCCUCUCUGAUCCAGGAAAUCGGUGUGGAAAACAACCGAGGCACCAACAUCCAGCACAUCGCCUUGGACCGAGCUGACCGCAUGGUGGUCAACCAGCGCCAGCCUUGGUCUCCAAACCGUGACUCCUUCCCAGAGCGCCCUCUGCUGGAGAGUUCUGGCAGAGAGCCUGUUGACUCCUCCACCCUGCCCAUGUUGGUGGGCCUUGCUGGUCUCAUCCUCCUCAUCUGCCUCAUUGCCACCAUCGUCAUCCUGCUGCUGCGGCGUAAGAAGAGGGAAAAGAAGAGCCAGUUGCCUCCUUACGCCACCUCCUCGUCUUCUGCAUACAACGGCUACAGCCAAAGCUCAGCAAGUAUGUGGGGCAACUUGGACAGCUCUGAGGUCUAGAUGAGGUCUCUAUCCACCUUAAACACCGCCCCCCUUUUUAAAGACUAUGAUAGUCUCCUCCACCAUUGUGCCUUCAAAGCCCAAAUUUUGUAGCACUGAAAAGCGCCCAGAACAACCUGUGGACAGCACAAACGUCAGUGCUUUGGGCAUAAAUGCAGAGAAUGCACCAGUUUAUCCGAGUCAUACUGAUCUCUGAUAAAGGUUAGUUCUUGCUCAAAUGUACUGUAGGAUUUUUGCAAUCUGUUGUGAUAUAUGGAUGUAUGUGGAAAGCCUGAAAAUGGUUGCCAAGUUGUAGAAAAUCCUGCUUUAUCUAAUGGAUGCAAAUGCAUGAAAAUCCCAUUUUAGUUAGGGCAAUUAUUUCCAAAAGAUUUUUUUUAUUUCAUGUAAGAAUUUUAUAUGUUCCUCCUUCAAAGAAUUUGGUUUACUAAAUUUUUAUGACUGAAAUUUUAAGGUGAGAGAAGAGGAAAAUGGACUGAAUGUUAGUUGACCUAAAUGAAUGACGUUAUUUUUUAGUAUUGAUAUUUUACUCGUGUUCAAAAGCCUGCAGUCUAACUAUCCACUGCUGAGUUAAAGUAGCAAUAAAGGAUCAUUGAAAGGGAUUGUAAAUUUCAUUUUAGCUUUUUAGAAUGCAGAAAUUUCCUUUUUUUAAACCCUUUUUAGGUCAAUGAGGCUGAAAUCAUAUGCAAAAGUUUCUGUGUACAUAUCAGUGUCUAUGAGGAAAGGUAUUAUUACACCCUGGUAAAACUUGAAAAUAUGAACUGUUUCUGGUUUGUUGAUCCAAGUCCUGAAAAAAUAAGUGCAGUAAAAGUGAUAUUUUUAUCUCCUGCAGCUGACAGUAUCUUUUAAUGUGCCAAGUGUUAGUGGAAUUUUAUGGCUUAUUCAUUUGUGACAAGAGUUUGGAUGUAUUUACACUUCAUCUGCCAAAUAUAAAUGUCCUUUUUUGA
Molecule: messenger RNA, 10515 nt
Organism: Cheilinus undulatus (humphead wrasse)
Lineage: Eukaryota; Metazoa; Chordata; Actinopteri; Labriformes; Labridae
Gene: frem3
Product: Fras1 related extracellular matrix 3
Exons: 24
Coding region: 140-9571 (3143 amino acids)
Biological process (GO): cell communication
Cellular component (GO): membrane
Source: RefSeq, a predicted model, not a curated record